Molecule: messenger RNA, 1446 nt
Organism: Guillardia theta CCMP2712
Lineage: Eukaryota; Cryptophyceae; Pyrenomonadales; Geminigeraceae
Exons: 1
Biological process (GO): mRNA 3'-end processing
Cellular component (GO): nucleus
Molecular function (GO): protein binding; mRNA binding
Source: RefSeq, a predicted model, not a curated record
AUUUACGAAAGACUGCUUGAGGUCUUUCCAACUUCUGGUAGGCAUUGGCUUGCUUAUGCAAACCAGUAUGUGGCUGACAAUGACAAAAAGAAAGCGAUAGAAGUACUGAAACGUGGUCUUCCACACUGUCCUCAUGUGGACCUCUGGCGAUCGUACCUUACUCAUUUUACAUCGGUCACCAUGCAGUCGACCAAAGACAAUUCUGAAGUUCUAAAGGCAUUUGAAAGAGCCGUUGACGCUGUCGGCCAAGAUAUUUCAUCGAACUCAUUAUGGAGCGAGUACAUCGCAUUCUUACGCAGCUGUAAGGUGUCGAACCAAUAUGAAAAUACUCAACGGAUGAAUCAGCUUCGAAGAGCAUACCAUCGAUGUUUGCAAGUACCGAUGCAUUCUGUGGACAAGUUAUGGACGGAAUAUGAACAGUGGGAAAAGACAUUGGAUCCAAACAAUUUGCAGAUGGCGGAGCAAAUUAUUCGUGAUCUCGAACCCAAGCAUAAAGCAGCAAGAGUGGCAUACAAGGAGAGGAAGAAGCUGAGGGAUGCAGUUCAGAAUCCUCAGUUUCCUGGUCCGUACACAGGCGAAAAUAAGGAGAAACAAAAUCUCAAAGCCUGGCAAGAGCUUAUCUCUUUUGAGCGUUCGAAUCCUCAGAAGAUGCCUUCGGAAGACCUCAGGAAACGAGUUGCGUUCACCUUCAAUCAGUGUUUGUCGUAUUUACCUCUAUAUCCAGAAAUCUGGUACGAAGCGGGAAACUGGCAUGGAGAGAUCGGAGACUUGAGUGGAGAAAUAAAAACGUUGGAGAAGGGGAUUUUGAUGAUUCCGAACAGUUUGUUGCUUCAUUUCGCUUUGGCAGAAAAACAUGAAAUGCGUGGCAACAUUACAGAGGCUAAAAAUGUAUAUGAAAACUUGUGUGAAUUGCAACCUUCCCCGCUGGUUUUUAUUCACUACAUGAGAUUUGCUCGACGGUCGGAAAGUGUUCAGGCAGCUCGCACCAUCUUCAAGAAGGCACGCAAGAGUGCGCAGGGAUGUAGCUGGCAUGUGUACUGCGAUGCAGCACUUAGAGAGUACUACUCGAACAAGGAUGCUCAGGUCGCUCGGAAUAUUUUUGAAAUGGGACUCAAACACUAUUCAUGCGAAGUUGAAUUUGUGUUGCAGUAUUUGGAUUUCUUGGCUUCUUUCAAUGACGACAACAAUACAAGGGUUGUUUUUGAGAAAGUGCUUGCCGAUGAGAACAGUCUUGAUCGCCAGCAAGCGCUUUUGAUAUGGGACCGCUUCGUGGAUUUUGAGUAUUCUCGAGGCGACUUGUCAGCGAUACACAAGUUGGAGCAGAGACGGGCUAUGAUUUAUCCAGAGAGACAAGGCAGCCAAAGUCUUGCGCAGCUUGCGUGCAGGUUUCGCUUUUCGAACCUUUGGCCGUGUAGCUCUAUCGAAAGAGAUCUUUUGGGAAUUCAG